Messenger RNA from Leptosia nina, 966 nucleotides. The record is from the annotation of a GenBank genome assembly. Lineage: Eukaryota; Metazoa; Arthropoda; Insecta; Lepidoptera; Pieridae.
AUGGCGUCUCAAAAUAGUCACUAUUCACGGCCUAGCUUUGUUACUUUAUCUUCGUGUCUUCUCACACUCGUAUCUUUAGUAUUGCUAGCAGAUUCGGCGAAAGCCUCAUUCGAUUUCAAUUCGACAUUCACCGGACUGGACGUCGCGAACCCGAACUCGACGGUCAACUGGACUCUUUACGACAACGCGACUGUUGUCAAGCACCCGCAUAUAAAGCACUCCAAGUACUCGACCUUGGUGACCGUACUCCUAGCGGCAAUUUUUAUGAUAGUAAUAUUCGGAACGAUCGUUGGAAACAUUCUGGUUUGCGUUGCCGUUUGUUUGGUGCGAAAGUUGAGAAGACCGAGCAAUUAUUUGAUCGUUUCGUUGGCUGUGAGCGAUCUUUGUGUUGCCAUUAUGGUGAUGCCGGUGGCUAUGGUGUACGACCUUAUGGGGACGUGGCCUUUUGGACCUGUCAUUUGCGACUUUUGGGUGUCCAGUGACGUUCUAUCGUGCGCUGCAAGUAUAUUGAACCUAUGUAUGAUAUCUGUGGAUCGAUAUUACGCUAUCACGAAACCUUUAGAAUACGGAGUCAAAAGGACGCCGAAGAGAAUGCUUUUUUGUGUUUUUAUCGUCUGGAUGAGCGCUGCGUUUAUAUCGCUCCCGCCCGUAUUGAUAUUGGGUAAUGAGAAAACAGAAACGUCGUGCUCGGUGUCGCAGAAUCAGGGCUACCAGAUCUAUGCAACGUUCGGCUCGUUUUAUUUGCCACUGACUGUUAUGGUGGUCGUGUACUAUAAGAUAUUUAGUGCCGCCAGGAAAAUUGUUAAGGAUGAGAAAAGAGCUCAGUCGCAUUUAGAGUCGCAUUGCUAUUUGGAAAUUAAUGUUAAGAAUGGAGGAGGCGCGGAAGCUAGGCUACUAGGAAACCAACCACAAAACCCCCCCGAGGGGAUCUACUGCGAGUACAAAUACAACUUGCAGCGUAGAUAA